AUGGCGAGACUCACUGACGAUACCGACAACGAUGCCGACUACGAUCCUGGCCCAAAACGCGUGGUAAUGUACCACGUUCAUGGUUUAACUUUGGAAAUGAUCAUGCAGACAAUGGACCCCGAACUA
Molecule: messenger RNA, 126 nt
Organism: Protopolystoma xenopodis
Lineage: Eukaryota; Metazoa; Platyhelminthes; Monogenea; Polystomatidea; Polystomatidae
Source: the annotation of a GenBank genome assembly